AAUAAGAAUAAAAAAGAACUUUGAACAUUGCACAAUAGAGAGGGAACCAUAGCGUCUCGCGGCGCAACAAAAGGAGAUAACCAAAUGAAUGAUCUGGAAAUGCGAAUUUUCUGACGCGAUUUAAACUAUAAUAACCACACGUGAGUUGGCAUUGGCCUUAGUAACCGUUUCAAUUCGAUCAUGAAAAGAAGCUGACCAAAAAUUAUACUAUUUUAAAAAAUAAAUUAAAUUUAUUUCAUUAAUUAACCACAAUUUUAUAUAAAAAAGAAAUAAAAUGAGUGUAUUCUCAAGAUUUCGUGCUUUCACAAAACGUCACCCAAUCGUCAGGGGAAUAUUGUCGUAUGGUACAAUUUGGCCUACAUCAUGUAUCAUACAACAAACAAUUGCUGGAAAAACUUGGGAUAAUUAUGAUUGGAAGCAAGCAUUGAGAUUUAGUUUGUAUGGGGGUCUUUUUACCGCACCUACCCUCUACGGGUGGAUUAAAAUCUCAAGUAUGAUGUGGCCCGGAGCCACAUUACAAGUUGCUAUAACUAAAGCUUUAGUAGAACAAGUUACUUACGGGCCAGCUGCAAUGUGCUGUUUCUUUUUCGCAAUGAAUUAUAUGAACACAUAUAAUGUUGAUGAGGCUAUAGAAGAAGUUAAAAUGAAAUUCUUCCCUACAUAUAAAGUUGGAAUUUGUGUUUGGCCAGUUCUCCAAACAAUAAACUUCCUAUAUAUUAAAGAAAGAAAUAGGGUCCCUUACGUUAGUAUGUGUAGUUUGGUUUGGUGUUGUUUCUUAGCUUACAUGCACGAAUUGAAAACAAGAGAAAAGUUAUUGGCUACAACGUCACCCCAAAUUCAACAACAAAAGUUAACUUUAUAACGAUUAAUUUUCCUUAUUUAUGUUUUAAUUAACUUGUACAUUAUUUAAUUUC
Onthophagus taurus is the source of this 914-nucleotide messenger RNA. RefSeq names its product mpv17-like protein. Gene Ontology annotation, cellular component: membrane; mitochondrion; cytoplasm. NCBI's taxonomy places the organism in Eukaryota, Metazoa, Arthropoda, Insecta, Coleoptera, Scarabaeidae. The record is from RefSeq and is a predicted model, not a curated record.